Lecanosticta acicola is the source of this 897-nucleotide messenger RNA. The record is from the annotation of a GenBank genome assembly. Lineage: Eukaryota; Fungi; Ascomycota; Dothideomycetes; Mycosphaerellales; Mycosphaerellaceae.
AUGACCACCAACAACAAGACGAACAACAACACAAUAAUGAUCAACAAGGCGGAACAGAUCUUCGUAACGAAUGCGACCGGUCGGCCCACCAAGCUGGAGAAACGUGCUGACAACUAUGGCCUGUUCGCUCUGCUGAAGCUAGUAUGGGACGGCAUGGAAGUCGAUCAGGACACCUGCGACAAGGUCCUCAAGAUAUGGCACGAUGGACAUCCUGGACAGACACUCCUCUGGCCCAAAGCAUAUCCGCUCCCGCUUGGUCUGCCGUCCUUGCCUCCAACAGCGCGGUUCCGCAAGGAUGCGGCGCAAGCGCGACAUGUCAUCCCAGAUUUGCCAACUUCUGAUGACUUCCCUUCGAGUCUCGAGGGUGGUUCAAAGCUUGUAAACUCUUCACUGGAGUCUCCAUACGCUGCCCACGAUGAGACCCCAUCCCACACUCCUCCACCGGCGCUCUCGGGCUCGGUAGAUACGAUUCAGGCUGACGACUCCAAUUCUUGGCAACAUUCUGAUAUGGAUGCCUACAUGACUCUUGACGAGGAGAUGGACAUUGCGGACAAUACCAGCUCUUCGCGCACCCUUCACAGCGACACUCAGAUGACCAACUCCGAGCCGGCAGAGGAGGGAGAGGGAGCAGACGAGGAUACCGGCAGCGCGAACCAUUCGCAGUCGAGCUCUAGCACCGGUCUUCCAAAGAAGCCACGGAAGAAGAAGAAGAAAUCGGAACUCUUCACCCGACGAAAAGCAAAGCCGCAGUAUCUGAUCAAUGGCAUCAUCGGCGAGAAUGGUGGGGAAUACCUUAUCGACUGGGUGGGUCGCUCGCCGCCUUCGUGGGAGCCGAAGCGUUUGGUAAACAAGCCAGCGGAGAGGGAAUGGAGGAAGAUGAAAGAGGUGCAAGUGUAA